This is a messenger RNA of Spea bombifrons (plains spadefoot toad), 3053 nucleotides long. It is a transcript of the gene RPS6KA3, whose product is annotated as ribosomal protein S6 kinase A3. The record is from RefSeq and is a predicted model, not a curated record. Lineage: Eukaryota; Metazoa; Chordata; Amphibia; Anura; Pelobatidae. Bases 232 to 2451 code for a protein of 739 amino acids. The transcript has 22 exons. Gene Ontology annotation, molecular function: ribosomal protein S6 kinase activity; magnesium ion binding; ATP binding. Gene Ontology annotation, biological process: intracellular signal transduction; protein phosphorylation.
UUCGCUGUAAGCGGCAGGUACUGCUUGGGACGCCAUGUUGUGAGAGGAAGUAAAUUAUCGCUCCCGUGUGUGACAGUGUGGGGAGCUGCGCUGGAGCGGCAGACACCACUAACCCGCUACCGGACGAGCGGCAAAGCCAGCGGACAGCCGACUCACCUCGGUCUGUUCGCUGCUCCACUGAGACCUGUGCGGGAACCUCCGGGGCUCUGCGCUCUUCGCUCUGUGGGGAAGAUGCCGCUGGCGCAGCUGGCUGACCCGUGGCAGAAGCUGCCGGUGCAGAAAGUAGAGAACGAGAAUGGACAGCAGUUUGUGGAUGAAUCGAUGUGUGGAAUCGAAGAGGAAUCUGGAAACAACGAUGAAGGCAGUAUAAAUGAGAUUGCAAUCACACACCAUGUAAAGGAAGGGUGUGAGAAAGCAGAUCCUUCACAGUUCGAGCUUUUGAAGGUACUGGGCCAAGGCUCAUUUGGAAAGGUAUUUUUGGUGCGAAAAAUCUCAGGAUCUGAUGUUGGCCAACUGUAUGCAAUGAAAGUGUUGAAAAAAGCUACCCUUAAAGUUCGAGAUCGUGUCAGGACAAAAAUGGAGCGUGAUAUUUUGGUGGAAGUUAAUCAUCCUUUUAUUGUCAAAUUGCACUAUGCUUUCCAAACAGAAGGCAAGCUGUACCUAAUUUUGGAUUUUCUCAGGGGUGGUGAUUUGUUUACACGCUUAUCCAAAGAGGUAAUGUUCACCGAAGAAGACGUGAAAUAUUACCUAGCAGAAUUGGCACUUGCUUUAGAUCAUCUUCACACGCUUGGAAUAAUAUAUCGGGACCUAAAACCGGAAAAUAUAUUGCUCGAUGAAGAGGGCCAUAUAAAGUUAACAGAUUUUGGUCUCAGUAAGGAGUCUAUUGACCAUGAAAAGAAAGCAUAUUCGUUUUGCGGCACGGUGGAAUACAUGGCUCCGGAGGUAGUCAACCGGCGUGGCCACACACAGAGUGCAGACUGGUGGUCCUUUGGGGUUCUUAUGUUUGAAAUGCUGACGGGUACCUUACCCUUUCAAGGAAAGGACAGAAAAGAGACAAUGACUAUGAUUUUGAAAGCCAAGCUUGGGAUGCCUCAGUUUCUAACACCAGAAGCCCAGAGUCUCCUGCGCAUGCUCUUCAAGAGAAACCCUACCAACAGACUAGGUGCCGGUCCAGAUGGUGUUGAAGAGAUUAAAAGGCAUCCUUUUUUUGCGACAAUAGAUUGGAAUAAACUAUAUAGGAGAGAAAUUCAGCCACCAUUUAAGCCAGCAACAGGAGGACCAGAAGACACUUUUUAUUUUGACCCUGAAUUUACUGCAAAAACUCCAAAAGAUUCUCCGGGUAUCCCAGCAAGCGCCAAUGCACAUCAGCUCUUCCGAGGCUUUAGCUUUGUGGCUAUUUCUUCGGAGGAAGAAAACCAGUCUAUUCCGACAGUUGGGGUCCAUGGCAUUGUUCCACUUCACAGAAACAGCAUCCAGUUCACGGAUGGUUAUGAACUGAAGGAAGAUAUUGGUGUGGGUUCCUAUUCUAUCUGCAAAAGGUGUAUCCACAAGGGCACAAACAUGGAAUACGCAGUAAAGAUAAUUGACAAAAGUAAGAGAGAUCCAACUGAGGAAAUCGAAAUUCUGUUGCGUUAUGGACAACAUCCCAACAUUAUUACUUUAAAAGAUGUUUAUGAUGAUGGAAAGUAUGUUUAUUUAGUAACAGAACUAAUGAAAGGGGGGGAACUGCUAGACAAAAUCCUGCGACAGAAAUUCUUUUCCGAGCGGGAAGCAAGUGCCGUGCUGCACACAAUAACAAAGACCGUUGAAUACCUCCAUUCCCAGUGGGUUGUCCACAGAGAUCUGAAACCCAGCAAUAUACUCUAUGUGGAUGAGUCUGGAAAUCCCGAGUCUAUUCGAAUCUGUGACUUUGGCUUCGCCAAGCAGCUCCGGGCUGAAAAUGGCUUGCUGAUGACUCCUUGUUAUACGGCUAACUUUGUGGCCCCUGAGGUUUUAAAACGCCAAGGAUAUGAUGCUGCGUGUGAUAUCUGGAGUCUGGGGGUUCUACUUUAUACUAUGCUAACUGGGUAUACUCCAUUUGCAAAUGGACCAGAUGAUACCCCUGAGGAAAUACUGGCAAGAAUCGGAAGUGGGAAAUUCUCUCUAAGUGGAGGUUACUGGAAUUCAGUCUCUGAUAUCGCCAAGGACUUGGUAUCAAAGAUGCUUCAUGUGGAUCCCCAUCAGAGGCUAACUGCUGCGCAGGUACUGAAGCACCCCUGGAUAGUGCACUGUGACCAGCUGCCCCAAUUCCAACUCAACCGGCAGGAUACUCCACAUCUAGUAAAGGGAGCCAUGGCAGCUACAUACUCUGCUUUGAACCUUAAUCCUUUGUCUCCUGUAUUGGAACCUGUUGGCCGUUCCACCCUCGCUCAGCGGAGAGGUAUAAAGAAGAUUACUUCAACAGCCCUGUGAAAGUGACCUUGCCUGUCGAUAGAGAAACAAAGCUGAAGAUCAACAGCACAAAACCAAGCCAACAGUGAAAGCACACAUCGGAAAAAAGACACUCCGGCAAGUCCCUGAUGGACCUAAAUGCUGCUGCUUCGGCCUAUUCUCUCUUUCAAUUGUUGAUGGCAACUCUUCUACCUUACUGACUCUGACAAGUGUGUCACUCGAAAGUAUAAACUGGCCCUCCUCCAGGGAAAGCAAUAAGAAUCGGCUCUCCCCUAGCAUGAAGAUUACACUGAAAACAAGUCUCCAGGAUGAAAUACCAAUAUUUUUUAUAAGGGGAGAAUGUUAGCCUUCCAAUAUAUAAACGGAUUGUAGUUUCAUGUUAUUUUGAGCACUUACAGUUUAUCAACGCUAUGGGCCGUAUCUGUAAUGGCACUGCCUGCUCUCAUUGUCAGUUUGAUUUAACAUUAUUGCCUGUUUAUCUGUUGCACUCUGUUUCUCAGCCCUGUGUAUUUUGAGUGAAUUUUAUGACAAGAGUUUGAUCCAGUGGAGUGAUUGUGCAGACUCUUAUAAAAGGAGAUGUGAUUGUGGAAAUGCUGGAGAAUGGACAACCGUAAGAGAAAGAA